Coregonus sp. 'balchen' is the source of this 13993-nucleotide messenger RNA. The record is from the annotation of a GenBank genome assembly. Lineage: Eukaryota; Metazoa; Chordata; Actinopteri; Salmoniformes; Salmonidae.
AUGCCCUGUGUGUUGUAUCUCUUUGCAGAGGGUAGCACGUAUGAGGAGAGCAUCGGCAAUGAGGGCAGCAUCUGUAGUGAAAACGCCUUCUACAGACAGAGUGAAGGUAGGCUUCUGGCUUUCCCAUUCUAAAGUAUUUCACGCAUUUAUUGAAAGAGCAGAUAGGGGGCGGUAGGUAGCCUAGUGGUUAGAGUGUUGGCUUAGCAACCAAAAUGCUAAUUUGAAUCGCUGAGUCGACUAAGUGAAAAAUCUUUCGAUCUGCCCUUGAGCAAGGCACUUAACCCUGGUUGCUGUCAAUAAUGGCUGAUCCCUGGCUGUGAACCCACUCUCAGGGGGAUAUGCAAAAAAAAAACAUUUCCACUACACACUUGUGUUUAUUUGUUGACAACCAUUAUUAUUUAUUUUUUCAUAAAAUAAAUUCUGGUUCCGGUGGCAUGCAUUGAAACUGGUGGCUAUCUUGUGGCUUUUCUUUUGCAAAAUAACUAUAAAUGAACUUAUUUUCAAAUGAUUGUCAACAUAUAACAUCACAUUAAGGUGUGUAUAUGUAUUUAUAUGUAUGUAUGUAUGUAUGUAUGUGUAUAUGUAUGUGUAUGUAAGUAUAUGUACAGUGGGGAGAACAAGUAUUUGAUACACUGCUGAUUUUGCAGGUUUUCCUACUUACAAAGCAUGUAGAGGUUUGUAAUUGUUAUCAUAGGUACACUUCAAUUGUGAGAGACGGAAUCUAAAACAAAAAUCCAGAAAAUCACAUUGUAUGAUUUUUAAGUAAUUAAUUUGCAUUUAAUUGCAUGACAUAAGUAUUUGAUCACCUACCAACCGGUAAGAAUUCCGGCUCUCACAGACCUGCUAGUUUUUCUUUAAGAAGCCCUCCUGUUCUCCACUCAUUACCUGUAUUAACUGCACCUGUUUGAACUCGCUACCUGUAUAAAAGACACCUGUCCACACACUCAAUCAAACAGACUCCAACCUCUCCACAAUGGCCAAGACCAGAGAGCUGUGUAAGGACAUCAGGGAUUAAAUUGUAGACCUGCACAAGGCUGGGAUGGGCUACAGGACAAUAGGCAAGCAGCUUGGUGAGAAGGCAACAACUGUUGGCGCAAUUAUUAGAAAAUUGAAGAAGUUCAAGAUGACGGUCAAUCAUCCUCAGUCUGGGGCUCCAUGCAAGAUCUCACCUCGUGGGGCAUCAAUGAUCAUGAGGAAGGUGAGGGAUCAGCCCAGAACUACACGGCAGGAACUGGUCAAUGACCUGAAGAGAGCUGGGACCACAGUCUCAAAGAAAACCAUUAGUAACACACUACGCCGUCAUGGAUUAAAAUCCUGCAGCGCACGCAAGGUCCCCCUGCUCAAGCCAGCGCAUGUCCAGGCCCGUCUGAAGUUUGCCAAUGACCAUCUGGAUGAUCCAGAGGAGGAAUGGGAGAAGGUCAUGUGGUCUGAUGAGACAAAAAUAGAGCUUUUUGGUCUAAACCACUCGCCGUGUUUGGAGGAAGAAGAAGGAUGAGUACAACCCCAAGAACACCAUCCCAACCGUGAAGCAUGGAGGUGGAAACACCAUUCUUUGGGGAUGCUUUUCUGCAAAGGGGACAGGAUGACUGCACCGUAUUGAGGGGAGGAUGGAUGGGGACAUGUAUCGCAAGAUCUUCGCCAACAACCUCCUUCCCUCAGUAAGAGCAUUGAAGAUGGGUCGUGGCUGGGUCUUGCAGCAAGACAACGACCCGAAACACACAGCCAGGGCAACUAAGGAGUGGCUCCGUAAGAAGCAUCUCAAGGUCCUGGAGUGGCCUAGCCAGUCUCCAGACCUGAACCCAAUAGAAAAUCUUUGGAGGGAGCUGAAAGUCCAUAUUGCCCAGCGACAGCCCCGAAACCAGAAGGAUCUGGAGAAGGUCUGUAUGGAGGAGUGGGCCAAAAUCCCUGCUGCAGUGUGUGCAAACCUGGUCAAGACCUACAGGAAACGUAUGAUCUCUGUAAUUGCAAACAAAGGUUUCUGUACCAAAUAUUAAGUUCUGCUUUUCUGAUGUAUCAAAUACUUAUGUCAUGCAAUAAAAUGCGAAUUAAUUACUUAAAAAUCAUACAAUGUGAUUUUCUGGAUUUUUGUUUUAGAUUCCGUCUCUCACAGUUGAAGUGUACCUAUGAUAAAAAUGACAGACCUCUACAUGCUUUGUAAGUAGGAAAACCUGCAAAAUCGGCAGUGUAUCAAAUACUUGUUCUCCCCACUGUGUGUAUAUAUAUAUAUAUAUAUAUAUAUAUAUAUAUAUAUAUAUAUAUAUAUAUAUAUAUAUAUUUGCGAGAAAAAAACAAACAUAUGGGGGAUUGGAAGUGAUGCAGACAAUUACAUUGAUGGUAGUUAUAAUCUAUCUGCAAUCUUAAAGCUGAUCUACCCCCUAAAAAUAAAAUUAAAAAAACAUAAUAAUAAUAAAAAAAAAAAAAGUGUGGGACGUUUACUGUAUUACAAGGAACAAAAGCAGGUCUAUUUCACUCCAGUAGUUGGCAUAUUCUGUACAUUCACAAUUCACCUGUGGGAACAUGGUGGCUCUCAACACCCGACAACAGAAAGAGUUGGCCACUACUAUCCGAGAGAUUGUUCGUGCGAAAAUGACCUGUGCCCUCGACUUGCAAUUAAAACGGAUAAAUGAAUCUCUUGCCCUGCUCACUUCUAAAGUGGAUACCUACUCAACUAAAGUGGAAGGUUUCGAGACAGCAGCCAAUGUGACAGAGGGGCGACUCCAUGACCUGGAAACAGCGCGAACUAAGCUAGAAGGGGAAAUCAAUUUCCUAAACAGAAUCACUCGAAAAUCAUUCCCGUAAAUUCAAUGUGCAGCUUUGAUGCUGCCAUAGGACAAUGAUGAGGAAACCCUCUCAAUUGGGUAAAAGGAACACUAUUAUUAUUAUUGCUGAACUUCAUUAUUAUUAUAUUGCCUAUGUUCCAGGACAUUUAGACAAUGAUGACUCCACGCCAAUUAAUGAACAAUGGACAAUAUAUUGAGAUGCCAUACAGACUGGGGUUGCUUCCUUUUGGGGCUACAGUACAUUGCAGGAAACAUUUGUGACCGACCGGCUCAGUCCUAUGUAGCAAAAUUUGAAAUUGUGUUUCUUACAUUGGAUAAAAGUAGAGACUCAGAGCUAGAAAAGUGUAUAUCAUACACUGCAGUUGAGGACCAAUGGGAAAGUAAUUCUGCUUUGAAAGUUGAUAAACUUGUAACCCCACUUUUGAGAAAAUGGACCUACAAUGUUUUGGUACACCUACUGGAGAGCUCUUUGUCUACACCCAUUCAGCAUUGUUCACACCCUCUUAAGUCUUAGCCCCACCCAUCUCUUUAAGGAGUCACAUGUGAGGCCAUGUGCUAAACAGAGUGAGUAAGGUAGUGUAGUAAACAACCAAAGAUUUCAAGACUAAAAAUUGUGAAAGUAGUAGAAAAAUACACUUUAUCUAGUCCUAGGCCUAUAUCCUAAUCUGACUUUGGUGCAGGUCGUGCUGUUCUUCUCAUUACCGUCUCUGGUAAACACACACUAUUUAAAAUAAAAUCAAAGUAUAUUUGUCACAUACACAGGAUACGGAAAGUGUAAACGGUACAGUGAAAUGGUUACUUGCAUAUAAAUCAUAGUAGCAAUAUCAAAAAUAGAAAGUGUCCAGAUAAAUAUUGUAUAAAUAUUUUAUAAUUAUUGGAUGAUUCUUACUCAGACACACUUGUCUAAAUUGAUGGGUCAUGUGAAAGAAAUUGUAGUAUCGCGUCAAUGCUGGUAAUUAUUGCUGUCAAACAAAGAGUCUGCUUAGGCUGUACUUUGAUUAUAAGUUUUAUUUAUAUCACAAGAUGUCAGCAUAAGUUUACAGACCCUGCCGGGCUGGAGAACAGUGUCCAAAGAUAAUAUGUCUGUUCUAACCUCUCCUUUGUCUAGCCUAUACUUAUAAGGUAUGCAAAAAUAUGGGUUGCUCCCUCUGCUGUCCAAUCACCUGUCUCCCCUGGGGCGUCACCCUAAAAACGGCUCUUUUAGAACUAAAAUAAACAUCCCCUCAGGUUCCACUAGAAUAGUCAUAAUCUUAAUACACUACAAAAUGCUAUAACCACCCCCCAUCCACAUCUAGCUAGGUGUCUAGACAUGAAAUACAAUAGAUGACGUAAUCAACCCCAGACAACUGGCUAACUUGAAGGGUCAUGUAAUCAUCUGGUGAAGUGAAGUUUUUUGUUUAGACAUGUAGCUGGCUAUCUAGCUAAACAAUGAACCUAAUGGUGCUUUUAAGACAAUUACGAGGUCAAAUCAUCCAUCAGGUCGGAAAGUCGGGGCUCUAGAAAGAGGCCUGAGUUCCCGAGUUGGAAUUCCGAGUUGGAUGACUGUUCAAAACUAUUUUCCCCAGUCGGAGCUCGUUUCUUUCCGAGUUCCCAGUUGUCUUGAAAGCACUGAAGUCGGAAGUUGGAGAUUUCAGAGUUCCCAGUUGUUUUGAACGUGGCAAUAAUCCCAACCCAUACUGAUUGUCAUAGCUAGCCACCAUGCAUUAAUCUGCAGGAAGCUAAAGCUAACCAACUAGGUUAAAUGUUAGCUAGGCUACAUUAGGCUAUAACUAGCAAUGCAAAUGGUUUUCUGUGAUAAUAUUACUACAAAGAUCAUAAACGUAAUGUUAGCUAGCAAGCCAGCCAGCUAACGCUUGCUAGCUAGCUAACAGUACGCUUUAACUUGCAAUGAACUUGCAAUGUUAGACUGUAAACUCUCCUUCCAGACUCACAUUAAGAAUCUCCAAUCCAAAGUUAAAUCUAGAAUCUGUUUCCUAUUUCGCAACAAAGCCUCCUUCACUCAUGCUGCCAAACAUGCCCUCGUAAAACUGACUAUCCUACCGAUCCUUGACUUCGGCGAUGUCAUUUACAAAAUAGCCUCCAACACUCUACUCAGCAAAUUGGAUGUAGUCUAUCACAGUGCCAUCCGUUUUGUCUCCAAAGCCCCAUAUAAUACCCACCACUGUGACCUGUACGCUCUUGUUGGCUGGUCCUCACUACAUAUUCGUCGCCAAACCCACUGGCUCCAGGCCAUCUAUAAAUCACUGCUAGGCAAAUCCCUGCCUUAUCUUAGCUCAUUGGUCACCAUAGCAACACCCACCCGUAGUCUGCGCUCCAGCAGGUAUAUCUCACUGGUCAUCCCCAAAACCAACACCUCCUUUGGCCGCAAUUCCUUCCAGUUCUCUGCUGCCAAUGACUGGAACAAAUUGCAAAAAUCUCUGAAGCUGGAGACACUUAUCUCCCUCACUAACUUUAAGCAUCAGUUGUCAGAGCACCUUACCGAUCACUGCACCUGUACACAGCCCAUCUGAAAUUAGCCCGCCCAACUACCUCAUCCCUAUAUUGUUAUUUAUUUUGCUCAUUUGUGCCCCAGUAUCUCUAUUUGCACAUCAUCUCUUGCACAUCUAUCAUUCCAGUGUUAAUACUAAUUGUAAUUAUUUUGCACUAUAGCCUAUUUAUUGCCUUACCUCCAUAACUUGCUACAUUUGCACACACUGUAUAUAUAUGUAUUUCUGUUGUAUUUUUGACUUUGUUUUGUUUUACUCCAUAUGUAACUCUGUGUUGUUGUUUUUAUCGCACUGCUUUGCUUUAUCUUGGCCAGGUCGCAGUUGUAAAUGAGAACUUGUUCUCAACUGGUUUACCUGGUUAAAUAAAGGUGAAAUAAAAAAAAUAAAAAAUAAAAAAUGAAAACGACUUUCUGACCAAAUUUGAAAUGUAUAAUAUCUGAAAAUGUAGCCGUUGUUAAGUUGCGUCAAUUCAAAUCUGGUAUUAGGAACAAAAGAGGUCAAUACACGUCUUCUAAAAUAGACUAGUAUUUUAAUUAAUGCAAAACACUUCAAUGGUAAAUAUGAUGUUCGUAUAUACGGGUCCACUGAAAUACCACGCAGGGCACUCAGAGAACUGAUCCAUUGUUCUAAGUUCUUCUCCAAAUACUCUGACAGAGAUAGUUCCCGCUCCCUGCUGGCCAAUCAGAGUAGAGACUGAGCGUGGUUUAGACUUACUCAGCCUAUCGUUGGCGCACAGGCUGGUCCCAGCCCCUUGGCGCUUCACUAUAUUCCAAUCCCUCAGCCACAGUUAUAACAGGCAUUAUCUGCUCUGCUCUGCUCCGUUCAGAAUCAGAAUAAAUGCGUCCCAUGGCUCCCCCUUCUGGUAAUUGGGAUAAAAUUCAUAGUGCGGUUUAAAAAUGUAUAUGGCAAGGUAAACGAUCCCGGAUAAAAUGUAUACAUUUACAAAGAGGGAAAGACGUAGGAGGACUAUCUUUGACCAAACUUUCAAUUGUAUUUCCAGGCUCUAGCAUUUGUCCCCAUCCUAAAUUGGUUCAGACAAUUGGUUGAGUAUUUCCAGGCUCUAGCAUUUGUCCCCAUCCUAAAUUGGUUCAGACAAUUGGUUGAGUAUUUCCAGGCUCUAGCAUUUGUCUCCAUCCUAAAUUGGUUGAGUAUAGAGAUAAAUAUGAUGUCUCCUAUUGCCCUGGAAGAGGCGGUCUUCACUGGUAUAUCCCUUAAACAAUGUAAAUUACGAUUUGGUCCUACUUUUGCUCACACUUUCUAUUUGGUGCAAACUUGAAAAAAUAAACUGUAACUGGGAAUCAAAAUGGCAUGCCAAUACUCCAAUAUUUCACAAUAAUGCCUUGAGUUCUGGAGGGCAUCCUUUUGCAUUCCCCCAGUGGUGCAAAUGUGGAAUCCGUACGCUUACCGAUAUCAUGGACAGUAAUGGUUUGAGAACAUUCCAAGAUUUGAAAGAUACAUUCACAUUACCAGGUAAUUAAUUUUUUCUAUAUUUACAACUUAGGUCAGCUACCUAAUCAUCUAAUGAUGGGAUUUAUAAAUACAUUAUCUGGGCUCCUGAAAGGACUGAUCUCUAUAAUGGAUCAGGGUUACCUUUAUAUGCGUUUAUUGAUUUUUUUUUGUUGUACCUGUAACCCCGCUCUGAAAAACAUAAAUUUCUAAAAUAAAUAAAAAGUUGGUCACAAAAAAAGAAUAACAAAAAUAGACGAACAAAACACUAAGUACUACCGCCCUCUGCUGGCUGGUGUGUGUACAGCAAGACUUACUUUAAUCUAAAGAAACCUCUCGAUUAUGUCCCCAUCCCUUUUCAGAGCACAGCAUGGCAGAGACCCUCACGGUGGCACUGAGGGUGGCAGAGGAGGCCAUCGACGAGGCCAUCGCCAAGGCAGAGGGACACACCGACAGUCCGGUAACAUAUUCUGCGGGAGGUAGUUAUGUCUAAAAAGAGUAAUCAUCUUAUUGACUGUAUAUCUGACUUCGUUGUUGUUCUGACCAGGACAAGCAAAGCGAGGCGAGGUAUCUGCGAGACCACAGGGAAGAGCUGAUUGAGGAACUGACCACAACCAUUGUGCAGAAAGUACGUCCAAAUUAAUUUAAUUGAAUUUAUAUUCAUUUCUAUUAAAUUAAAUUCAACUCAAUUUAAUUUCAUACUAGAUCAUCCGGCGGAGGAAGAACCUGGCUGAGAUGAAGCCAGACUAUGACCUGGACUGGCCCCCCGACAACCAGAGUGGUGAUCAGCCCUUGGUUUCAAGCUCCCCCAGCUCCCAGCCCCAGAUCUCCUGCACCACUUCAGCCCGCGCCAAGGCCUCUAUAUGGGUUAGUAUGGAGUGUAAGGUUGUUCAGGGAACUACCUUACAUGAUCAGUAGCCUUGCCUAGGCUUUAGCUCAGAGGGCUAACACAGUCUUGUGCAGACGACCCAGGUUGCCUAACCUCGAUAUCCAGGCUUCUUCAUGUUUGUUCAGAAAGCUGAGUGAUAAAUGAGACUUGGAAGCAUGGUAACUCAAGACUAUGGGUUGCCUAACGUAAAGUCUUGUGUUAGUUGAUGCCCAGGCUUUAGCUCAGAGGGCUAACUGCGGCAUGCAGUUGAUCCAGGUUCAAAACCCAGUCUGUCACAUAUUACCAGUACAGAACAUAUAUAUACAGUGUGGCCUAUAUUGAUUAUCUUUACCUCUCGUUAGAUAUUCAACUAUUUAAUUACUUGUAUUUGUCUUAGCGGUCUCACUCUGCCUUCUCCCUGCUGGAUGACAACGUUGUGAUGCAGUGCUCUGGAGUUUCCCAGGACUCUCAGCAGGGGCUGAAGAAGGAGGGAGGAGCGGCAGGGUUGGCCAACUGGAAGAGUGUUGACCGCCUGGACAACUCCAGUAAGACCCUGCUGGCCACUCUGCUAGUCAUUAUUCACACGCGCCAUUACAAUGGUCUUUCCACACACUUAGUUUAGUCAUUUUCAAAAUUACUUUUUUUUUUUCUUUUUUUUUUUCAAUUAUUUAUUUGCUUUACUUGCAUGUCCUAGACAAUUACCGUUUCAAGAUACAUACAAAUAUGUACUGUUCAAUAGGGGGAAAACAAACAAACAAAAUGACCUAUUAUUGAUGUACUGUGGUAAAAGACUGGUGGCUAAAGGCAUCCUCCCCUGUGUUUGUGUGUCUGCCUCUGUCUACUGCGUGUGUGUGUGUGUGGCAUCUGUCUACCCUGAUGUGUGUGUGUGUGUCCGGAGGUGCGUCCUCAGUGCUGAAGAGCCCAGAUGGGAACUGGAUGGCCCUGCAGAGCACCCAGCUGUCUCGGCCCAGCCUGCUGACCAAGAGGAAGUCGCUGGUAUUCAGUGUACUGGAGAGGGAGUCCGGUGUGAUCUCCGCCUACGAUGAGAUGGGCUCAGAUGACGCCGAGGGGGGAGAGGGGGCCUGGGGCGCCGCCCUGCUGGAGAUACGCAGAAAAAUGACCAACAACAACCAGGGGUCAGAGGCACCAGACGCCCAGGCCUCUUCUGACCAGCAGCACAGCCUCCCCUCACCCUUGCUGGGCUACCACGCCAGCACGGACACCCUCAACUCUGAGUCUGAGGUAGGAGAAGAUCAGAUUCAAGGUCAAGGGCCGAAGCCCCAGAAGCCUCUGCUCGCCGUCCUGAAGAGAAAGGUGCCUGUGGAGCACCGGUGCACCCCCUCGUCACGUCGGUCAUCCCGGCCGGGCAUCUUCGACGUGAACUUUAACCCUGAGGGGAUAGAGGCUGAGAGCAGCGGGGCUGAUGAGCUGGAGGAGGGGGGCAAAGUCAGGAGGACACGAAGGAGGAAGAGGACUAAGAAGGAUCAAGGGGAGGGAAGAGGAGAGGUAAAGCGAGACUGUCUGUCACUUUCACUUAUCAUGUUGGACUUCCAUUUUAUUUCUCUGAUAUCUUCUAUGUCUUCUAUCUGCUGUUAACAGGAGUAUAGCAACAUGCUGCUGGAUGACCUGUCCAAGAAACUAAGCGUGAAAAAGACCAGCCAGUCUGGCGCAGUCACCCCAGACACUCUGACUUUGGACGGUGGCUUGACCUCCAGGGCGCUGACCCCUGAAACAUGGGGUCCUGAGGGGGAGGCCCCCGGCUGUGGGGCCCCUGAGGGCCAGGGAGGAAGGACCACGGGAGUGACCAUCAAUCUUGAGCAGGAACUGACCAUCAGACUGAGGGAGCUGGCCAGCCAAGUCAGCCUCGCACACCUCUCAUCAACUGAGGACGAACUGGACAGACCGGGAGAGGACGAGGGAGGAAGGGAGGGAAGGAGAGAAGGAAACCAGGCGGAGGAGAGGUUAUGGCAUAUAGAAGUCGAGAUGGAAGGAGGGAGAGCGGGAGAGGGUGAGGAGGAGAAGAGGACAAAAGAAAGGGAGGGAGAUGGAGGAGGAGAGCUGAAGUCGACACUAAUCAAGCUAGCUAGUCAGGUCAGAGGCACAGAAUUCUCAUCCACUGAAGAUGAGUUGGACAGAGUGGGUAGGGUUGAGGAAGAAUGGGAGAGAGAGUGGGAGGAGAAGAGCGCAAAAAAGAGGGAGAGAGAAGGAAGAGAGGAGCUCACCGUCAAGUUGCGUAUGCUGGCUAGCCAAGUCACACAUUUCUCAUCAACAGAGGAAGAGCUUGACCGAGUGGGCGUCAGUGAUGGAGAGAUGGAGGAGAAGAGAGAAGGAGAGAGGGAGGGAGAGAAGGAAGAGCUGGCAUACAAACUGUGCAGACUGGCUAGACAGGUCAAUGCCGCGCAGUUAUCAUCAACCGAGGACGAGCUGGAUAAAGUGGGUCUCUAUGAUGAAGAGAUGGAGAAAGGGAGAGUGGAGAGAGAAGGAGAGAGGGAGGAGAUAGACGCGGAGGCACUGUGGGAGAUGGAGGGAGAUAAAGAGGAACUGACCUCCAAGUUGAGAGAUCUGGCCAGUCUCGUUAGCGCCUCCCAGUUCUCCUCUACGGAAGACGAACUAGAUAGAGUGGGAAAGAACGAGGGAGAGAGGGAAGAGGAGGAGGAGGAGGAGGAGGAGAGAGCAGAGGGGAGCAAAGUAGACAGACUGAAGUCGUCCAAUAGAGUGGCAGACUGGGUCAGAGAGAGACGAGGAUCGAUGGAGGGAAAGUGGCAUGGAGAGAGAUGGGGAGAGAUGGAGGGAGAGAGGAGGAGGGGACAGGUGGAGAGGGUGAGCGAGAAGCCCUGGUACCUGGGGGUGAUGAUGGAGGUGGAAGGGAGGAUGAGGAACGAGGAGAGGAGAGAUAGCGUCGGUGAACUAGACGUCAGACUCUUUGACUUUGAGGAUGAAAGUGAGAAAGAGGGAGAGCUGCAAAGCGAAGAGACGGACACAAAGGUAGAGGAAGAGGGAGUCAUGAAGGUACAGAGGAUGAUGGAGAGGAUGUUUGAAGGAGUAAGGGAAGGAAAGAGGGCAGGGGAAGCAGAGAGAAAGGUGGAAGGAGGAAUGGGAGAGGCAGAAGUGGGAGGAAGAGAGCGAGAAAGAACAGAAAGUGGGGACACUGUGGAGGAAGAGGUGAUGUUUGACAACAUAAUCAGCAGCCUAGUGAACACACUGGGUGGGAUGGAGGUAGAGAUGGAUGGAGAGAUGGUGGCGGACCCAGAAAGAGAAGAGAGAGAAGAGGAUAAGAACAAAACAAAAGUUAGAGAAACUGAGUUUAAGGAAGAAGAAGAGGUAGAUGAAUAUCUAAUUAAUGAGAUGCUAAUGUUAGAACAGCUUUCAGACAGGUUUGGCACUUUAGAUAAUACUGGAGUCAAACCUCAAGAGAAGGUUGGAGGGAAGAAAAGACUAAGAGACUCUUGGGAUAAGACAGUAGAGAGUGUCGUGGAGCGAGGUGGAAAGAAGGUUGGAGAGAAAGAUGAGCAGACUGAAACAGAGACCCAUAAAAGUCUCCUACCACAGAAUUUAAAUGAGAGAAAGGAACAAGUAUCAGACCAGACAAAGAAAGAGACAUCCCGAGACCUGGAAGAAGAGAGCAAGAGAGUAGAAAGAGGGGGAGAUGAAGGUGGGGAGGUGGAGGAGCAAACAAGUGAGAAGGAGAUGGAUGAUUUUGGGGAAAGAGAAGGGGAGAAUUUUGGGAAGAAUACAGACGAGAAAGAAAAAGAAACUGAGGGCAACCGAACUAAGGACCCAGAAGAGAGCUCCCCCUGUGUUCAGGAGGAGAUACUGUCUUCAGAGGAGAUCCAGAAUGUAAGAAACGAAAAGGACCUAGCUUCACCCAUAGAGAUACCAAAAUUGCUAUGUAAUUCUGUGGCUCUACCCUUUCGACAUUUCUAACCUCAAAGCAACUAACAGCUGUAACACUAACUCUGUGCUUGCUCCUCUAUACCCUUCUACUUUCCCUAUCUUUCCCCCCCCUCUGUCCUCCCUCGUUCCAUUGCUCUGUGUUAAUGAUGAGGACCUAGAAAACAUACUCCAGUUCCUUUCUGCUUUGCUACAGCAGGUGAGAUCACAAACUAACUGAUAACUUGACCGUGCUUUGGACACCGGGGGGUAGCGCUAUAUGCAAUCAAUCAACCAAUCAAACACUUUGUUUCUCUUGAAUCUGGCUCUUCUCUGCUUGUCUAAAACAGUUAUUCCCAAAUUAAUGGAUGUGUUACACACAGAGACCUAAGGCUUUUAGGGAUUGCAUAAAACUUGUGUAAAUCCAAUCGUGUGUGUGUCUGUGUGUGUGUAGAGGUACUCGGCGAUGUCACUGCGCAGUAUCACCACUGAGGUGCUGAAGGUGUUGAAUGCGACAGAGGACCUACUCCAGGGGGUGGAGGAGGGUGACUAUGCUUGUUCUCCUCCCUACACCCCCUCACUGCCCCUCAACACUGACACCAAGAGGCUGGACGAACAGCUCAGCAGACUGGAGGAGAACGUAAGACCUGUCUGUCUUUGUGUCUGUCUAUCCUUUAACAUAUUUCACUGUCCAUGUGGGUUCAAGAACACUGAUGCUAAUGUUAUAAAACUGCAAUGCCAACAGUCAGUCAGUCUGUCUGUGCCAACUGAACUGUGCCUUUCAGGUGUAUGUGGCGGCGGGCACAGCGUACGGCCUGGAGGCGGAGCUGGAUGACCUGGAGGAGUGUGCCCGGGCCAUCGGCGAUGCCACCUCUGACCUGGAGCUGUCCUACCUGGAAGAGCAUGUGGCAUCGGCUGCUGCCCAGAUCCAUCAGUCUGACCUCCAGGUGUGUUCAAGUCUGGAUGCCCUCUGUGUCUCAUAGCUAGUUAGUUAGUGUCCAAAAUGGCACCCUAUAUUCUCUAUGUAGUGCACGACCUUUGACCCGAGCCCUUUGUGGCAUUUCAGACGCAGACUUUUGCUUUGGAAAAAAGGAGAAAGCGGGGGAUUUUACCUCGGGUUUUACCUCGGGUAUGAUGACAUUAGAAUUAGAAAAUUUUAUGUUAUUGUAUGUUUGAAUGUUGGUGAUUGUCACAUAAUGAAAAUAGCAAAUAAAAUGUUUGAAUGAAAGAACUAGACAGAUGUCCAUAAUGUGGAUAUUUGCUUUAAAACAUACAAUUCAAUUGUGUUUUUAAGUCCUUUUAAGUUGAUCUGAGUGAGAGAAUAUUCAUGUUAUGUACUUUGUUGUAGGUGUCGGACAUUGCAGCCAGGAUCACAGCUCUGAAGAACGCAGGUCUCAACGUGGUCCCACAGAACCGUUUCACUAAGCCCAAGAAACAGCCUAAGGUACUGGACCAGACCAGGUCACUUAGCACGAGGACCAGGAGUUUUACCUGCUCAGGUCAUGUGGUCAGGAAAAACUCCUGGCCCUACGUGUCACUCACUAACAAUUUAUUUUAAACAUAUCUUGUGAUUUUCUAACAACAACUAAUCAAGUGGCACGUGACUCUCUGCAGCCACAAAUGUUGGACUUGUCAAGGCAAAAGAGGCGGCAGCUACCUGCUCCAACCUUGAAGGUUUAGAGAUAUAUAUACAUAUAUCUCAUUCAGUGGAGGCUGGUGGGAGGAGCUAUAGGAGGACGGGCUCAUUGUAAUGGCUGGAAACCACAUGCUUGACUCUGUUCCAUAAAUUCCAUGCCAGUCAUUACAAUAAGCCCGUCCUCCUAUAGCUCCUCCCACCAGCCUCCUCUGAUGUCAUUAUAUAUACAAAUAAAUAUAUAUAUAUAUAUAUAUAUAUAUACACACUGUAUGCCAAGAUAGUCACAUGUACUACAAUCACAUUAUUUCCUGUAUUCAGUAGUGUGUGGUCUUAUACUGUAUGUUGUUCUGUAUUUUGACCCACAUGCCUUAUCUCUUCUCAGAUAAAGAAACCUAAGCCGGACUGAUCAGGCAUGUUGACCCGUCAUGACCCCUAGCUUCCCCCCACACCAGUGCCUUGAGCCCCUUGUCCAUUCAGGACGGUGCCAUCCGUGUCCAGUCAGAGGGGUGCCACCUGCCUUUAACCAACCAUCAGGACAAUGCAGAGUACAGACUGACAGUAUUACCACUACCUUUGGCACUGUGGACAAAGACGAGAGUUAUAGAUUUGUUAAUAAUGAGAUGAAAAUAGUACAUACUUUAUGUAAAAAAUAAAAAUGGAUGAAGUUAAAAACAAAGCUGGUUUCAUUUAGAAUAUUUAUCGUAAAUAUCAUGUGACAUGUCAAUAAUUUCUUUAUUAUUGGACAUUUUAACCAAUCAGUAACCAUAUUGCCAUAUAAGGUAAUGAAGAGAACAUUGCUACAAUGAUGGACUCUAACAAGCUGUGUGGCUCCUGGCUGAAAGCUGUGAUUAAUACUACUGAUUGUUUUAACAUGUUUUAACAGUUAAAGGUCCAAUGCAGCCAUUUU